AAUACCUAAUAGAUCUUAAAGCAAUGCGGCAUAAAUCACCCAAAUCUAAAAUACCAGCUCAAAAAAUCUAUUCUUGAAGUAAAAUGGGUUUCUGGAUUCUGACUUUUCCAACGAUUUAUAUUUAUAAAUAGAUCUCUAAAUUGCUCUCCACACGUCUCUCUCCUUUCCGCGUUAUCCCUCCCGUAGAAAAUAGGUAAAAAGCCUUGAAUUUUUUAAUGAACAAAAAGAGCACACAAACCCAAGAAAACCCAGAGGUAAAAACCAGAGAAAAGUCUUUCUUCUUCCUCGGCGGCUUCCAUACGGCUGCAAAAUUCUCAGAUUUCAGACAAUUUACUGGUCAACACGCUUAAGACGCGUAGAUUUAAUGUGGGCUUGGUUGAUCUGUUAAGGUUAAGGGUUGUUUUCAGGCGGAAACGGUGAUCUGGGUAGUUAUUUUGAGCUAGUCGUCUUGGUUUUCAAGGGAAAGAAGAAUUCUUGAUUCUGCGGAUCUGGUUUCAGCUGGUUUGAACUGGGUUUCAUUGGGGUUUUUCCUUUUAUCUUUUCAAGGGUCCAAAAACUUGGCGAUUUUGGUUUGUUAAAGCACCCAUCUUUGGAUCUCUCUAGUUAGUUUUCAUCUGCAAAUAGCGAAGGAACGACAGAAGAGUUUGAGAAGAUAAACAUAUUGAAAAUUCAGGGUUUGCUUUGGUGUGGUGAAAGGGAAAUUUCUGUUUGAAUUGGUGGUCCAUGAUCAUUUAUUGAUUGCUUUCCGAGUCCCGCCAUUUGGGACUUCUUUCGAACAUUUUUAUUUAUUUCACUUUGUUGUUGGACAUUGAGAGACGUAUACAACAAGUUCAGUUUUUUGCUCGUCAAUUUAUUUAUCGAUGAGAUGAAAAGAAAAAUAUGCGUCUGGGGCACCGAUUUGGGAACAGAUGGGUGUGGCACGAGUCGGUUUUGUUAUGAUACAUGUAAUCCUUCUCUUCACUUUGGCGCCGGGGAGUUCGGAAGAGAACAAGAUAACAAGGAAAUUCUUUUUUGGCAAUGGGGUUGGUCCAGCUUCUCCAGGGAGAGACGAAAAAGUGGCAGAGCAGUUAUGGAUCAAAUGCAGCUCAGAUUUGAUGCACUGGAAAGAAGCUGAUGAAAUUUUCAGCUUACUUCGCCUAGAGCAAAAGUCCAGAGGCUCCUCUGAGGUCAAUUCAGAAGCAUGGUCAGCAGCAAAAGGAAGACUACAGAAAGCAAUUAAUGCGCUGUCUCCCCAAAUAAAGCAAACUCUUUUGGGUUGUUUAAGAACUAAAAAUCAUCUUUUUCGCAUUUCUGGAGAUGCAAGGGGCUCUAGGCAUUGGUACAACAAACAUUUUGAGUCUCUUUUUGGUUGGCCUAAACCUUCUAGACACCAUAGGGGUAACGGGGAAUCUCUUAGUAGGGGUAAUGGGUUACUUCAACACAUAGCAGUAACACCUGCUGCUGCCCCAGGCCCUGCAGUUGAAUCACCUGCCUACAGUCCAGCACCAUCUUCUGGUCCAGCCCCUGCCAGCUAUCAGGCUCCUGAUCCCCAGCCCCCAGUCAAACAUCCAACAGAGUCAUUUUUUCCACCAAGUUCAGUAGAUUCUAGUUCUUCUGCGAGUCCAGUUUUGGCACCACAACCACCGUCACAAAAGCAAAGUAGCAGCCAGGCUGUUGUUAUUGCUGUUUCUGUAACCGCUGUGGGGACGUUGGCUUUUGCUGCGAUGCUCUUUCUUUGCUAUCGUAAAUUUCAUAGAAAUAAUGGUGCCCCUGGAGAUGGACAAAAGGAUGACAGGCCCCUGCUUUCCUCCUUAAGUUUAUGUGAUUUAUCUGCUGGUUCUUCACAGAAGUCCGCUUCAGGAAAUUCAAUGAAUAAAGGGAAGAUUGGAAAUCAGUCUUUUAGUACGAAUACCCACAAUGGAAAGGUUUCAUCUUUGCACAGCAAUUUAUCCAAUGAGGCUGAUAUUCAUAAUUCCUCAGUAGCAGAAGUUCCUUCAUCAGGAACUGUUGCAAGUGUGUCCAAAUCUGGUCCUACGAGCAACAUUCAAGUGGCGGUUCAAUCUCCACCUUUGAAGCUUCCCCCUGGCAGGGCUGGUCCUCCCCCUCCUGCUCCACCCCCUCCUGCUCCACCACCUAUGCCACCUGCUGUGAAGCCUGGACCUCCCCCUCCACCCCCUCCAAAGGGUGUUUUCCCUCCACCCCGUCUACCACCACAAGCACCCAUUGGCCCCAAGUUGGCUAAACCUUUAGCCCCUAAACCAAAUCAUCCAGAAAAUACAGCUUCUGAUGGAGACGCCCCAAAAACCAAGCUAAAACCUUUCUUUUGGGAUAAGGUUCUUGCAAACCCUGAUCAUUCAAUGGUCUGGGAUCAGAUUAAAUCAGGGUCCUUCCAGUUUAAUGAAGAGAUGAUAGAAACUCUAUUUGGGUACAAUGCUGCUAAUGAUAAAAAGAAAGCAUCAUCAUCUGCUGAUCCUUCUCCCCAAUACAUUCAGAUUAUUGAUUCUAAGAAGGCACAAAAUUUGGCAAUUCUGCUGCGGGCAUUGAAUGUGACCACAGAAGAAGUCCGUGAUGCACUUCUGGAAGGAAAUGAGCUUCCAGCAGAGUUCCUCCAAACUUUAUUGAAGAUGGCACCAACAGUAGAUGAGGAACUGAAGCUUAGGCUAUUCAGUGGUGAUCUUUCCCAACUUGGGCCUGCAGAGCGGUUCCUAAAAAUGUUGAUUGAUAUCCCUUUUGCUUUUAAACGCAUGGAUGCUUUGCUUUUCAUGACUUCACUGCAAGAGGAAGUCUCCACUGUUAAAGAUUCUCUUGCAACUCUAGAGGUAGCCUGCAAGGAACUGAAAAGCAGUCGACUGUUCCUGAAACUCCUAGAAGCUGUUCUAAAAACUGGCAACCGGAUGAAUGAUGGUACCUUCCGUGGUGGUGCACAGGCAUUCAAGCUCGACACACUCUUGAAACUGUCUGAUGUUAAAGGAAUUGAUGGCAAGACCACGCUCUUGCACUUUGUUGUGCAGGAGAUAAUCCGUUCUGAAGGUGUACGGGCUGCCCAUGCGGCCAGAGAAAGCCAGAGCAUGUCCAGUGUGAAAUCAGAUGAACUUCUUGAGGAUUGUACCAGUGAAACAGAAGAAGUCUAUCGCAGCCUUGGUCUCCAGGCUGUUUCAGCUUUGGGCAGUGAGCUUCAAAAUGUCAGGAAGGCAGCAGGAUUGGAUGCUCAAGCCUUGGCAGGAACACUGGCCAAGCUUGGCCAGUCAUUGUUGAGGACGAAAAAUUUUCUGGGCAAUGAAAUGACGAGUGUAGCGGAGGACAAUGGGUUCCAUAGUACACUCAAGAGUUUUGUAGGACAUGCAGAAAUCGACAUCACAUUGCUGCUGGAGGAAGAGAAAAGGAACAUGGCUCUAGUAAAAAGCACAGCUGAUUACUUUCAUGGGAAUGCGGGGCGGGACGAGGGCUUGCGUUUGUUUGUGAUUGUUCGGGAUUUCUUGAUAAUUUUGGAAAAAGUAUGCAGAGAGGAGGGAGAAGCACAAAAGAAGCGUGCAAAAAUACCAAGAAACAAGGAAACCCUGUCUGUCCAAUCUUCUCCAGAUUCCCGACAGCCAUCAUCUCCAGACAUACGUCAGAGGCUUUUUCCGGCAAUCAAGGACCUACGGGUGGAUGAUCUUAGUUCAGACGAUGAGAGCUCAUCUCCUUAGCUUUCUUUGGUAGGAGGAGCGUCUGUAAACCCAGUGAAGGUUCUGUCAGAUCUUGCACAGACCAUGUGCCCAUUUCUAAGUUGUGGCUUACUGGAACUUGCGAAGCUCUGGGUUUCAUCCUUAGUUUCUUUUAUAGCUGAUGACAAUUAGCUCUUUCAAAGAUCUCAGUGUAAUUAGCAAUGGCAACUAUGAUCCACUCAAGACAAAAGGCCUUAGUUCUGUGUUUUGCUUAAUAUUGGCCUUUGUGGGGGGUUUCUGACUUGUCAAUUAAAAUUUGCAUUUUUCCUUUUACUGUUAAAAUUUUUAAAUUCUUAUUUGUUUGUAAAGGAGAAAAAUAAAGGUUAUAAACUGAGGGUUUUUUUUUGGUGAUAAUAUACUGAGGUUCUUUUGAAUUGA
Messenger RNA from Macadamia integrifolia, 4061 nucleotides. Its product is annotated as formin-like protein 5. Lineage: Eukaryota; Viridiplantae; Streptophyta; Magnoliopsida; Proteales; Proteaceae. The transcript has 7 exons. The coding region runs from base 909 to 3665 and encodes 918 amino acids. Gene Ontology annotation, molecular function: actin filament binding. The record is from RefSeq and is a predicted model, not a curated record. Gene Ontology annotation, biological process: actin nucleation; actin cytoskeleton organization.